AGCUAGAGCAAAGUCAACGUCCAGUUUGGGGCGGGGAGACAAAACUCGAAACGUUUGGUUUGAUCGAGGGGAAAACCGAGCAGUGGAAACAGUUAAAUUUAGAUGAUUUACAGAACCUUUAUAAAAAAAAUAAAAGAUGAGACUAAGGUCUCAAAAAACGAUUACUUUUACUUCAGAGACGCCGAGGAGGACGCGUCAGCGGUCGCGACAAACGCGCCUUUCGACGACUGAGACGGAAAGCCCUUUACCAAACAAGGCUGAAGAGGAACCCACGAUUGACCAAUCAGAGGAUGAGGUUCCAACAGUUAAGAGGAGGCCGCUGCCUCGCGGUCGGGCAAGGAAGAGGCCAAGGGCCGUGGCUGUGGAGGACUGCCAGUCGGGAAUAUUAGCUCCAUCCACAGAUUCAGCUUUUAAGACUCCUCUCAAACCUGUGAUGCACCAUGAGCGCGUUCUGUCAGAGAUCGAUGUGGCUUCUCCUCGUAAUUCCACGUCAAGAAACAUCUACCCACCCAUCGUGAGGUUCCUCACGCCAAGCAAGGAAAAUAUGAAAUGUCCUGAAACUGGGAACAGUGUUUUGAUGAGCCCAGAACAAGGUGUGUUUGGUUACGGUUCCAUUGACCUACUGGCUGGAGACGAGGACGAUGACGUCUUUGAUCCUUUUACCUUCAUCAAGAACGUACCGUCACAGUCUCAGCAUUCCCGACCGUGUCUCAGAGACAUCCCACCAAAGACCAGGAGCACCCCAGAGGCCACACUGGUGGUGGACCUGGAGGAGACGCUCAUGUUCAGCUCCCUGAAUGUGAUCGAAGAUGCAGAUUAUACUUUCUAUACAACAUUCCAGGAUAAUCAAUACAAGGUCUACAUGAUCCUACGACCACAUUUGCGAGAGUUUCUUCAGUCCAUGGCAAAAAUCUACGAGCUGUUUGUUUACACAUGUGCAAAAAAAGAAUAUGCUGAAAAGAUCCUGGAGAUCCUCGACCCUCAGAAGAAACUGUUCAGACACCGUCUGUAUCAGGAUGACUGCGCCUGUGUCCUCGGACACUACAUCAAGGAUCUGGGCAUCCUCGGGAGGGAUCUGACCAAAACGGUGGUUCUGGAUAAUGCACCACACACGUACCCAUACCAUCUGAUGAACACAAUACCUAUUAAGAGCUGGUCUGGAGGACCAGAGGACAAGGAGCUGCAGAAGCUCGUCCCCUACAUGGAGAAACUGGCUGCAGCGGAGGAUUUUCAGGAGGUGCUGAAGAAGAGGAAGGACCACUUCCACAGGUUGCUGUCUGAGGACUGACAAAUCCUUCCCCCCUCACCACACGACUGCUGUAGCUCAUGCUUGGGUUGAAAAUCAGAUUCCAGAUCGGCCCUCCAGAUCAGCAGGCAGCGUGUCAGUGUGGGGAACCUGCUCAUCCUCCUCCAGUCGUUCCCGAGGAAUUUUAAGGCCGGCACAUUUUCAAGAUGCUGUUGAUCCAUCGUCACUUGAACCCAGCUUCUGCCCAGAACUGAUUCCUAAA
Cyprinodon tularosa is the source of this 1508-nucleotide messenger RNA. It is a transcript of the gene ctdspl3, whose product is annotated as CTD (carboxy-terminal domain, RNA polymerase II, polypeptide A) small phosphatase like 3. The record is from RefSeq and is a predicted model, not a curated record. The transcript is spliced from 11 exons. Bases 137 to 1288 code for a protein of 383 amino acids. Gene Ontology annotation, molecular function: phosphoprotein phosphatase activity. NCBI's taxonomy places the organism in Eukaryota, Metazoa, Chordata, Actinopteri, Cyprinodontiformes, Cyprinodontidae.